Syzygium oleosum is the source of this 2635-nucleotide messenger RNA. RefSeq names its product receptor protein kinase-like protein ZAR1. Bases 83 to 2230 code for a protein of 715 amino acids. Gene Ontology annotation, biological process: protein phosphorylation. The transcript has 2 exons. The record is from RefSeq and is a predicted model, not a curated record. Gene Ontology annotation, molecular function: ATP binding; protein kinase activity; protein binding. NCBI's taxonomy places the organism in Eukaryota, Viridiplantae, Streptophyta, Magnoliopsida, Myrtales, Myrtaceae.
UCUCGCUCGCUCGCUCGCUCCAACGGUCAAAAUCUUCCUCUUCUUUCUCCGUUCCUUCAAUUGUCUGAAUUUCUGGUUCGAGAUGGUUCCUUUAGUCUUGUUAGUCCUCCUGCUGUGUAGCUCCGGCGUUGUCGUGUCCUCUUUGAACACCGAGGGCUAUGCUCUGCUUUCGUUCAAGCAGUCCGUUUAUGAAGACCCAGAAGGGUCUCUCGGUAACUGGAACUCCUCUGAUGAGAACCCUUGUUCUUGGAAUGGGGUCACCUGCAAAGAGGGAAAAGUCGUGUCCGUGAGCAUUCCCAAGAAAAGGCUUUAUGGGCUUCUGCCUUCUGCACUUGGGUCGCUCUCUGACCUUCGCCACGUUAACUUGAGGAACAAUAAGUUGUUUGGGAGCUUACCCUCUGAGCUCUUUCAAGCUCAGGGCCUACAGAGUUUGGUGCUGUAUGGGAAUUCCUUAUCUGGGUCCCUGCCAAAUGACAUUGGCAAGCUCGGGUACCUCCAGACUCUUGAUCUGUCUCAGAAUAUGUUCAAUGGCUCUAUACCCAUUUCCAUUGUUCAAUGCAAGAGACUCAAGACCCUUGAUCUCAGGCAAAACAAUUUCACCGGCUCGCUUCCGAUUGGGUUUGGGGUCAAUUUAGUUGCUCUUGAAAAACUUGAUCUUUCGUUCAAUAGGUUCAAUGGGUCAAUUCCUAGUGAUAUGGGGAAUUUGUCCAACUUACAAGGAACUGUUGAUUUGUCUCACAAUCUGUUUGGUGGUUCUAUCCCGGCUAGCCUCGGAAAUCUUCCAGAGAAGGUUUAUAUUGAUCUGACCUACAACAAUUUAAGUGGUCCAAUACCCCAAAAUGGUGCUCUUAUGAAUCGAGGACCAACUGCGUUUAUUGGAAAUCCUGGGCUUUGUGGCCCCCCAUUGAAGAAUCCAUGUUCUUCGGGUACUACAGGUGCAUCUUCUCCUGCAUCGUAUCCCUAUUUGCCAAGUAAUUACCCACCUCAGUCAGAUGACAGUGCAAGGAGCAGCGGAAAAGCUAGAGGGUUGAGCAAGAGUGCUAUAACUGCAAUAGUAGUUGGUGACGUGGUUGGAAUUUGUGUUGUUGGGCUGCUAUUUUCGUAUUGUUAUUCGAGGAUUUGUGUACGCAGUCGCACCAAAGAUGAUAAUGUCUAUGGAUUUGAGAAGGGCCGGAGGAGAAGGAAAGAGUGCUUGUGCUUCAGGAAAGAUGAAUCUGAAACUUUGUCUGAACAUGUCGAGCAAUACGAUCUUGUGCCGUUGGAUUCUCAGGUAGCUUUCGAUCUGGAUGAGUUGCUUAAAGCAUCGGCUUUUGUUUUAGGGAAGAGUGGAAUUGGGAUUGUAUACAAAGUUGUGCUCGAAGAUGGGCUGACCCUUGCUGUGAGAAGGUUGGGUGAGGGAGGGUCUCAAAGGUUCAAGGAAUUUCAGACGGAGGUAGAAGCAAUAGGGAAGUUAAGACAUCCCAAUAUUGUAACUCUUAGGGCAUACUAUUGGUCUGUGGAUGAAAAGCUGCUUAUUUAUGACUACAUUUCUAAUGGAAGUCUUGCCAGUGCACUUCACGGAAAAGCUGGAUUGGUGUCUUUCACGCCCUUGCCAUGGUCUCUGCGAUUGAGAAUCAUGAAAGGAAUAGCGAAAGGUUUGGUCUAUCUUCAUGAAUUCAGCCCCAAAAAGUAUGUUCAUGGAGACUUGAAGCCAAACAAUAUACUUCUUGACCAAAUUAUGGAGCCCCACAUAUCCGAUUUUGGGCUUGGGCGUCUUGCCAAUAUCGCGGGAGGCUCUCCUACCCUACAAUCUAACAGGAUGGCAAGCGAGAAGCCACCAGAAAGAAUCCAAAAGAGUACGUCCUCAGAAGUUUCUACAAUUAUCUCAUCAGCAAACUUGGGAUCGAACUACCAGGCUCCUGAAGCAUUGAAAGUCGUGAAACCGUCGCAGAAGUGGGACGUCUUCUCUUUCGGGGUCAUCUUACUGGAGAUGAUCACGGGAAGGUAUCCUAUCGUUCAGGUGGGAACUGCGGAAAUGAACCUGGUCCAUUGGAUCCAGUUGUGCAUCGAAGAGAAGAAACCACUUUCGGAUGUCCUAGACCCGUACUUAGCUGAAGACGCAGAUAAGGAGGAGGAGAUAAUAACGGUUUUGAAGAUUGCGAUGGCAUGUGUCCAUAGCAGCCCCGAAAGAAGACCCGCAAUGAGGCACGUCUCUGAUGCUCUUGAUAGAUUGGCCAUACCAACUGAUUGAUAUAUUAUUCACCCGGCCGAAAAGCUUAACCUGAAUGAUCAGUGAAGCUUGUUGUCUCAACCGGACGAUUUCAUGAUGAGCUCCUGUUUGACAAUAGAACCGAGAACAUCCCUUGCUUUGGAACGUGAGCGUAAGAAAUUUUUUGCUGGUGUUCUGCCUGAGGGGGCUUCAAAUCAAGACCUGGACCGCCUGGACCACUGUAAAAUUAUUCGUUUUAUUUACCGUCUUUGCAUGAGGUAAUGGGGGCUGUAGUGUAGGUAGCUCAGCUAGGUCAGGCCAUCAUCCUGCUAGAGAUUGCAAUUUGUUUCUGAAUGGCUUGGUUGUUUCUGCUGCACGUGAUUGCGAAACCCUCCUUGUUUCUCUUGUUUGUUUCUCCUUGUUUUCAAGAAUCUGUAUGUUCAUCCA